AUGCCGUUCGAGUUCAGCGGCGCGCCGCCGUCUCUGCUCAAUGGCCACAGUGCAUUCUCGUCCUUCGCACCGUCUCCUCAAACAACCUCGACACCACCGACAGACGCCUCGAAGUCAUUCCCAGGCACUUGUCAGCAACCGCCGUUCCAGUUCGGCGGCGCUCCAUCUUUUGGCGCUGCUUCUCCUUUCAGCUCGACUCUCAUACCCACUUUCGGAUCGACAUCAACAUGGUCCAGCUCUUCACCUCGACCAGAAUGCAACACGCCGAACUUUCUAGCAACCAAGUCGUCUUCAACACAACAAGUAGCUGCCUCGACACCUGAGCCAUACUCAAACGACCCUCUCACCCGAACUCUGGACCGUGCUUCUAAAGGCAAGCUCGCCAUCUUUGGUCGAGGUGACAUCGCAGCCGAUGCCAUUCUCAAUGAUAUAUUGGGCGACAACAAGCACAAUAUCCCCGCUCUGCUUGCCGGCCUGCACGAAGUCGAGUCCAGCUCUCGUAUCGUCGCCAGCUUCAUUCGCUCUCUUUUCGACCAGCUCAUCCGGGUCCAGACACCCAGAGAGGAGCAGUCUGCCGAAGAAUCAGUACCGACGACUGCCAAUGAAGCUGCAGUAGAGGUGCUAGUGGAAAACAGUGAUCAUGAGUCUAUGGGCACCUUCUACGCAGAGGAACCACCAAUCCCUCGGAAUCACUGGCGCGUGAAGGAGUUGUCGAGGUAUCUGGCCGAGGCGCUGCUUGAUGAAGGAUAUAUCUGGUACGAUGAAGGCGCUCGUGUUCUGGCCGACUACAUCAUCGACCUGACCUACGAUUACAAUCAGAACACCAUUGUGGCGAAGGUCUGCGAUCUCCUUGCCAGGCAGGAUAACGACGCCGCCGUGGAUAUUGCCGUGUAUUGGACGAGACGCAAAUUGCAAGAGAUUGAACAGGACUGCUAUUUCGAUCGCGAUGAUCCCCGAAAUGGGAGUGUGCGCGAUGCCAAUGACGAGAUGGAUGUUGCCACAGCAAGCGACAAGUCGGCGGAGAAACAGCAUAGUUCUCAAAACACAACUGUCCAGGUCCAGAAGACUGCCGGGGCAGCAGUGGCAAAGCCUGAAGAGAAGUCUGAGGAGAAAAAGCCUUUUCGCUUCCUCGAUUUGCCGGCGGAGCUCAGAAACUGGAUUUACCUCGAAGUAAUGACUCCUGGCCACAUUUCAUUGAACUAUGGUUCAUAUUCGCUGGGACAGGUUCCGAAGGAUAAGCUGGACAAAGUCAAGCAAACGAAAUGCGAGACACAGAUUCUUGCCACGUGUCGGCAAAUCCAUGACGAGGCGAAGGACAUCUUGUACGAAAACACUGUCUGCGUCGCCAGCAACAACGUGGAUGGCAUGUAUCCAGUCAUUCGCCAGAGCCUUCUGCCCAACCAUGCAUUAUCGAGGCUUACCUCCCUGACAUUCGCGAUGGUGGCCACGAAGGGUCCUCGCCAAGUCUACAAGGAGCUCCGGAGGUUGAAUUGGACGCAGUUUCAACACAUGACCGGCCUAAAGAAGUUACGGAUCUGCAUCAUUGAGCGCGAAGACGAAGCCGGGGAGACCAGUCAGAAGAGGUGGAUACUCGAGCAGAUCAUUGAGCGUGUACCCAAGGACUGCGAGGUUGCGUUCGAAUCUGGCGCGGGCUUCGAGGACGACAUUGCUCAGGCGAUUAUCGAUGAGUUGGAUGCUGAGAAGGCCAAAUUUCCCGAAUAUCGGUUCACCGACGCGUACGAGGUGGAUGGAGAGCUGCUUGGCGCGCUUGCAGAGCCGUUCAAGAGCAGGCAGGGUUGCAAGUCUGGAUCGAAGAGAGACUACCGUUUUCCAGAACGCAGUCUCCAUCUCAAACCACUUGUCCCUGCCAGUGAAGUCAACCCGAGCAUCGUUCUGGGCGGCAGUCAGUGA
This is a messenger RNA of Zasmidium cellare ATCC 36951, 1911 nucleotides long. RefSeq lists its product as uncharacterized. The transcript has a single exon. The coding region runs from base 1 to 1911 and encodes 636 amino acids. NCBI's taxonomy places the organism in Eukaryota, Fungi, Ascomycota, Dothideomycetes, Mycosphaerellales, Mycosphaerellaceae. The record is from RefSeq and is a predicted model, not a curated record.